AUGUCCACGGAUGCUACCACCAGCGCUCCGACUCCUGUUCCUACUCCUAGUACUCCUAGUCCGCCACAGACGGUUUGUGAACUUCAAGUGGACACUCAAUCUCCCGGAUGGCAGAAAACGCUGACCAAAGUAUUGAAAAGUAUUGAAGGGUUAUCUUUCACCAUAGAUGCAAGCCGAGGGCGUGCAAGGGUCUCAGGAACAAUAAACCCUAAAAAACUUCUGCUAAUUCUAGCCAAAGCAGGAAAACAUGCAGAGCUUUUGUGGGUUCACCAUGCAAAUAACCAUGACAAAGUGCAAGGCUAUAAUACAUAUACGAACACACCUAUGGUUUAUGGAAAUGGCUACGAAUAUUACUAUGAUUAUCCAUAUAAUAAUUUAUAUGGAGGAAUGAACUAUUAUAUGGAUGAUCCUCAACAGGCAUAUUUGUACUCACUCUGCCAAGACUACUACCCUCCACUGUACCACCCACCCUACUCAUACUAUGAGCAACCAGCCAUGUAUUUCCCCCAGGCGCCACCACCAGUGCGGAACCAAAGGCUUCAAUCUUAUUGCAACAUGAUGUGA
Molecule: messenger RNA, 564 nt
Organism: Dovyalis caffra
Lineage: Eukaryota; Viridiplantae; Streptophyta; Magnoliopsida; Malpighiales; Salicaceae
Source: the annotation of a GenBank genome assembly